This is a messenger RNA of Bacillus rossius redtenbacheri, 18945 nucleotides long. RefSeq lists its product as uncharacterized. Gene Ontology annotation, cellular component: cytoplasm. NCBI's taxonomy places the organism in Eukaryota, Metazoa, Arthropoda, Insecta, Phasmatodea, Bacillidae. Gene Ontology annotation, molecular function: phosphatidylinositol-3,4,5-trisphosphate binding. Gene Ontology annotation, biological process: signal transduction. Bases 585 to 4448 code for a protein of 1287 amino acids. The record is from RefSeq and is a predicted model, not a curated record. The transcript has 12 exons.
UCAAUCCCUCAAUGACAUCAGCUGUUAAAGGGGUGUUGCACGACAUUACAUUAUAAAUAAUUAUAUUUCUGACAUCUUAUUUUGUUAGUUUCGAUUGUUGUAGCUCUUUCAAACUGUUUGGUUAAAAUGUUUAUUUUACAAUCUUAAAUGACAGAAGGCUUUUUCGCAAAUAAAGAUCAUAAAAUUCAUGGAACACGGGAUGAGAAUGUUUUUAAUUAAAAAAAGCUUGUGAUGUUUGUUUUGAUACAUGUUGGGAAGUAUCUUCUUUGUUGCCAUAUCACCAAAAAUGUUUGUUUUGACAAGAUUCUGUAGGGGAUGAGGUUUGAAGAAAGGGAUUGCCAAUAUUUUAACCGUGUGAUCCUCGUUGAAUGUGUUUAUUUUUCGCCAGACGUAAUGCACGUAUGCUGACAAUAAUCUACGUAGGUCUCGUUGAAAUCGGAGAUGUGGAGGCCUGUCAGAAGAAAGUCUAGACAGCGUUGGUUGGAUGAUGUUUUUGCAUGUGUUUGUAAAUUACCUUAUUAUGCUAGGCUAGAGUAAUGUCUUGUUUUUAUUUAGCUAAUUGUUUUGUAAUUUAAUUGUUUGUAAUGGAGAUAACUACGCCAGUUCCCAAGCCGAGACAGUCGCCUCUUCAUAUUUCUGAAUCUUCAAUGAAAAAGCCGAUUCCGUUGCCACGGCAUAAAGGUGAGACCACUAAAAUGAGUGGAAUAAAUCCCUAUGAACUUGAACCUGAAAAUUGUACAAGUCAACCAAAUUCUUCGUCUUCAGUUUGUGUUGAAGUUAAUGGUAAAACGCAGGACAUUUUGAGAAAGCAUGAUAUUUCACAGAGUAAAGUCAAGUCGGUUAUAGAAACCACACAUAACGUUAGUUUACGUUUGAAGUCUGUCCGUAACAUGAUUUCGAGAAGACGCGAAGCACAGAAGUCAUUCCCGAUUACUAUGAAUGCUGACGUUAAAUUCGAAAGAAGUCAGUCGCUGCCAACAGAGGAUAUCUUCAAAACUAUUUCAUUUAAUUCCCCAAUAAAUAAGGAUCAUAAUGGAACAGAAAGUUCAGAAGAAGAGAUUUAUGAAGAUGAGAGUUCAAGACCACCACCACCUGUCUAUCCUCCACCACCUCUUCCAGAUGAAUCAGUUUAUGAUGAAUUGCAACCUUCUUCUUUGGUACAGGUAAUAAGCAGUGAUGAGAAAAAUUUUAAAGAAAAGUUUGAGAAAGAUUUAAAUUAUGAAAAUGUUUGUAUUUUAGGAAAUAGAAGAGUUCAAGUUGCUGAUAAUACUGAUAGUUCAACUACUAAACCUGGCAAUGCAACUAUCGAUAGAACCUCAAUAUCUCGUUCAGAUUCGUGGAGUUUCUAUGAUUCAGUGCAUGAAAAUGAUUUUUAUGCAAAUGUUCCAGAUAAGAAAAUUUGUGAUGUGUUAAAUGAGAGAUCUAGUUCAGCCCAGGAUAGUAUUUUCAGUAAAGGAUCAGCGUCCUCUCCUACGUGGUAUUCAGCUAGCGGCAGUGUGUCACCAUCACUUUUGAGUGAGUUAGAAGCUUUGAGAUACUGUAGCAGUGAUGAAGAAUCAAUUAGUUCAUCACUACCGUCUUCGUUUUCUGUUCGAAAUAAACUGUAUGAAAAUUGGGACGCUGCUUCCAUUAAGACAUGUGAUUCUGAUAUCUCAAGGGCAUCAGGUAGACAUGCCCAACAGGGCAAGUCUGUCAUUUAUGAGUUUGACCCUCUAUUCGAGAUGGAAGAGCCUUGUCCUUCUUUGGUCAAAGAUAGCGAACUCUUGGCCGGUUCUGCCGGCAUAACUGUUACGGAUCUAAAAUCAGCCUUGCACUCUCCAUAUGGUAGAAUCGCUAAAAGCUCUUCAACCAAAUUCGUCCCGUGUGCAGAGAGUCAAGUGAGUACCGAUCAGAGUCGUGCAUACAUAGUUCACCCUCCAUCUCCUCCGUCCAGGUAUGAGACUAUUGCCUUGUGUCAGGAUUCUCCAGAUAAUGACAAUCAAGGUGAUAGGAUAUAUGCCAAUGUGGAGAUAUCCAGAGGCCAAACUUCCAGGAGUGAGGAGAGUGCAGAAUCUAACCAGAGUGUCACAAGUGGUGAUACUGAUACCUCACCACCGUCAGUCUUGGCAGAUGCACCUUUGUCGACAGUGAACGUCGACUCACCUGAAGGUGAUCGCCUGGAACCUCUUCGUCUGACACGUGGCGCAGCUACGCGGGGUGGUGCAGUGCUAGGGCAGAACAAGCCAGGUCGCGUGGUUCGCUGGGAGAGCAUGAAGAGGGCGCUGCAGCGUGUCGCUGAGAGCCCCAACUGGUCGCCGGCGAUCGUACGCCGGAGCAAAAACCUGCUGGGCGGGAAGAAUAGUUCACCGGAAGCAAAUCAGAGCUCCGUCUUCUACGACAGGAUGCGGAUGGAGACGGCCACUGCGGAACACAUCGCGAACAUGGCUCACGAGUGUUUGCCUCACUGUGGGGAGCUGUUUAGAGUCACCGGUACAUCCGACCGUCAGAAGGAGGUGGUUAGUAACUGGUGUAUUUUGGCAGAAGGGAAGCUGUCUUGUUUUCUCGACAAAACUGGAUCUGAUAUAAAAGAUGUUAUUCCCUUGGAGAGCAUAGUGAGCGUAAACAUCUUGCCAGAUUACAAAGGAAGUAAUGCAGGUGAUGAGAUACACUGCUUUGAGCUGGAGGUGUCGUGGAAGAACCGGAGCUACGUGUUCGGGUCGUCUUCCACGACAGAGCGCAGGGUGUGGCUGCAGAAGAUCAUUGAAUCGCUAACCAAAGUGUUCCCACUGCGCAUUUCGUCAGAGUUCACUCGAAGUGGUUGGUGCUAUUUGAAGGAAGGUAUCAAUGGAAUUUGGAAUUUGGCUUGGCUCUUGCUUCAUCAAAGGACAUUAUUUUUUUGCUCAAAAAAUGGAAGUUUGCAGGAGUGUGAUUUAAGAAAAGCCAUCAGCAUUGUGUUGCAGGAGCACAAGGGCGAGGAUGGCGCCGGGCCGGUGGUCCGGGAGAAGGGACCCCGCUUGCUGGUGGACCUUCCCGGCCAGACUCUGUACUGCCAGCUGGACGCCCCUCGGCUGACGGAGGCAUGGCGCGCCGUGCUGCACGCUGCGGCCGUCAACAACGGCCCCAACCUCGCCCAGCAGCAGCUGACGCGCGACGACGUCCCUGUGGUCGUGGAGAAGUGCAUCAACUUCGUGUACGCUCACGGAAGCAUGUCCGAGGGCAUAUACCGCCGCAGCGGGACCAACUCUAAUGUUACGAAACUCCUGGCUUUGUUUCGUCAAGACGCCUGGGCUGUUCAGAUAUCAAAGCAAGAAUAUUCAGAGUAUGAUGUUUCUGGUGUACUGAAGAGAUUUUUCAUCGAGUUGCCGGAGCCGCUUUUUACCACUGAGCUUCAUGCUCAGCUUUGUGAAAUUGCAGACAGGAAGCUGGGGAAGACUGAGCAGGACUGCCUGGUUCACUACCGUCACGUGCUGGAGCAGUUGCCGCCAAUCAACUUCCUGACAGCUCGCAGGCUCAUUGGCCACUUGUACUUCAUCCACGAGCUGCACGAGAGGAACCUAAUGCCAGUCGAGAACCUGGCUGCCAUUUGGGGCCCGACGCUCAUGCACUUGGAGGACGAUGAGUUCCAGAAGUGGUCGAAGCUGGAGUCGGCGGUGGUGGCGGACCUGAUCGCCCUGUACCCGGGCCUGUUCGACGUGGACGCGGAGGAGCUGAGCAAGGAGAGGAGGAUGAAGGAGGUGCUGGAGCACUACCACACGAGCACCACCGACGUGCACCGGCGCAAGCCCUCGGGCGACCUCAAGAUGUGGGUCUACCUGGAGAGUGCCUCCAGCAGCAAGUGCUUCAGUGUCACGCUGAGCCCGCAGCGCCAGGCGGGCGACGUGUGCCGGGAGCUGGCGGCCCGCUCGCCCUGGCCCGCGCACCAGCUCUGCCUGGAGGAGGUGGUGCUGGGGGGAGCCCUGGUGCGGCCGCUGCACCACUCGGAGCGCGUGCUGGACGCCGUGCUGCGCUGGAGCCUCUGGGACGACGCCGACUGUAGGGACAACUGCCUCGUGCUCACCCGCUGCACCCUCUUCUCCGAGACGCACCCCUUCACCAAACAACCAUUGACAAUGUGUGGUGAGCUGCGUUUCGCUGAUCAGAAGUCCAAGUCCUUCAGGAGUUACUUGUUUGAAUUCAGCCAAGCAAAGUUAUGUUAUUACAAAGAUAAAAGGGGCUCUAUAAAACUAAAUGAAUGGAAAAUUGAAGAUAUUGUUUGGUAUCUUGGACAUGAGCCAAAGAGAGACCCCCAAGUGAGGUGGUCUGUAACAUUUAUUCCAAAAACUGGAAAACCUAAAAGGUCAAAGGAUAGUCCGUACUUUGGCUGCACGAUGGCGGGAACCUCCAAGGAUGAGCAGUUGCGAUGGCUGAGUGCGAUGCUGGGUGGUGAGUACCCGCAGGGGCUGCUGCCGCCCGUCGUCUUGCUGGUGUGAGGGCUGCCGUGCUGAGUCCUUGCCAUGUCGUCCCACCAGAGUGUCAGGCGACUGCUCGGCGUUUACUUCUGCUGUGCAUGAACUGAUUGCAUGUUGGUGCUAGGGGAUGCAUUUUUGUAUAUAUAGGUAAGAAUAGCAUUUAAUUUAGUGACAAUUGUAUCAAGUUUAUAUUAUAUUAUCAGUUUUAUAUUAUAAAAAUAUAUUUGAUUUUUAAGUUUAUAAUUAUAUUAUGUAUGGGUGUAUGUAGAAGAUAUAUUUUAACUUUUCAGUUGAAUGUACAUACUACCUACCUACUGAUGGCAGUUUUAAAAGAUAACGGCUCUCUUGAAUUUUUUGUGCAAUAUUACAGUGUAGUAUGUAUCAACUUAAUGAUAGCUUUAUUCAUUUUGAUAGGCUAUGUAGAAUGUAAUCUCAGUACAAAGUAUGUAUUUUACUUUUAAGUAAUUCUCACUUGUAAGGAUAUAAUUAUACAUGUAUUUUUUCCUUAAAAAACACUUUACAUUUAAUAAUAGUAAAGUAUAAUGUACUUUCAUUAUUAAAUACCAUAAUUAAGGGUUUUUCUGGUACAGUUUAAUGAAAUUUCAUUUUAAUGUAUCUGGAUGGAUUUACAUAUGGGUUAUAGAAGAUUAUAAUUUCAUUUUAGCGACCACAUAGAAAAAGAUAUUUAACAAAACAUGCAUCAAAUAUUUUGAAUUGCUUUUUGUGUUCUCAUAAAAUAAUUUUAAUUUUGUAACUGUGGUGACUGACAUGAAAACUUAUAUGCGCCAUCAUCUUAAUAUUUAAACUAGUCUAGUGCAACAACUUUGAUGUAAUCACAGAGUUAUCCAUUGUAAUGGGUCAUUCAGAGUUGAUGUUUUGACAACUUUGGUAACUUAGUGUGUGUAUCUUGCUGUUAGUAUAUCCUUGGUUGGCAUACCUGACCUAAUCAUUUAGGUAGGGGAAUAGAACAAGCGACUUUUCAGUGACCAAGGAUUGCUUGGAAAUAACCCUUUGGCCAGUUUCUGAAGCAAUAUUGAGUUCAGGACAUUGUUUUUUUGUCAUACAAAGCAUAUGGGAGGGGGGAGGGCACUAAUUUUAGACAGCACUUGUUAAGUAUUAACACACACAAUAGUGAUCCUUCUGCUAUUUGUUACUGGCAGUCGCUUUUACGGUUCCUCUCAGACAUGCCGUGUUUCCUUUUUUUCUGCCAUAGACACACACACACACACACACACACACACACACAUGAAUAUGCACACACAUACACACACAUGCAUAUGCGCACACACACCGGUAAUGCUUAUUGCUUACCAAGUGUUUAUUAAGACUUGGCCGUGCCCACCUCUAAAGUCCCUAGACUGUGGAUAUGUAACAAAAAUAAAUAAAUAAAUAAUAUGAUUAAAAAAAGGACCUCCCCACUAAGCCUUUUAUCACUCUUAUGACCAGAAACUUACAUCUUUUACAGUAUGGAGCAUCAUACUAAUACCUAACUACGAGUUGUCUGUGUAGCAGCAUAAAGUGUAUGACCUCAAAAAGGAAAGUGUAAAAUAGCAAAUAGGCGUAUUCAGCUAAUUUUCCUGCUGUUGCCAAGUUCAUGUAUGGGAGUACUGCCAUAUCUGCUACCACUUCUUCGGUCUCAGUGAAGGUGCUGGCAGCUGCUCACGGCUGUGGUAACGUCUCAUCCUUAGUUUGCAAUGUGCAUUUUAAAGGACAUUUACUCUCUCCACUGCAAGAUAUCUGUCAUUUAGCGCUAUCCUUGAUUCAGUGUGUUCUGUUGCUGGAUAUAUGCCAUAAAGCACAACAGUUUUAGACAUGCCUUUAUAGAAUAAAGAAAUUUUUUUUUCCUAUCUGAAACAUUGUAUUUUUUAAAGGAAAUUUUGGAAUAGGAUUUUAAAAGUAAAUUAUCUUGUACGUAUUUAUUUAGAGCAUCAUUUGAUGAUAAUCAAUUUUUAUUUCUAAAAAGAUGCAACUGAAAGAUGCCAUCUUGGUUUCAAUAAUUUUUGUUAAAAAGAUUUUUAUAUAAUUUAAUAUUGAAAAUGUAGAUAUGGUUUGAGCAUAGCACAUAAUUUAAAGGAAUGCCUUAUUAAUAGUGACAGACUACUACAAAUAGUUUAUUCUGUGAAAAGAUAGUUGGUGUUUAGCAUUUUUUCUUUCAUAAAAACAGCUGUAAUAAUACCAUCCAUACACUAUUUUCUUAUUUAAAACAAAAUAAAUAUAAUUAGCAAUGAAUGGUGCAAAAAAUAAGAUUUUUAAUGAAUUUGGGAACAGUGGGUGCCAUUUACUCUGUAUUGCAGUCUUAAGUGUGAGACACUCUCUAACUGUGCCGAUCAUCACCAAAGGGCAGGAACAAGCCUAUCUGUUUUAGAGCUACAGAAAUAAAAGCAUGUGGCAGUUAGUAAGACUAUCUUCUCUUCUGAAUUAAUUAUAAUUGAUUUCAGGGUUAUUCUGAAGAUUUUCUAAUUGACCUUUGGCAGUCUUUUCUUCCAACCACUUUAAGAAGUUUGACCAAAACAUAGCCAGUCGUACACCUUUCCCAACUGAUUACCUACAUAUCGAGACAAGCUGUAUCAUAUUUUUAAUGUCCUCUUGACUAAAAGAACCCCGCUCAGCAAGAAUGCACCAUAUAGGCCAAAGGCUUUCAUUGUUAGCCAUUCACCCCCAGACUACUAAGCUGCAGACCCAUCCCAAAUUAUCAAGGGUUUUGCUUACUUGAAGACCCAACCAUGUGCCAGGUUAGUGAUUCAUAUUUUAAAUUUUAUUAAGCACGAUCAAGUCACUAUCAACAAAAUCACUUUUAAAUGUAAACUGCACUGUGCAUUGCAAAGAAAAUAACAUAGUUGGUGAACGUUUACUGUAGGUUGUUUUUCUAAGUUUUAAACAUUUAAACAUUGUAAAAAUAUUCAAAGCACAUACCCACAAUUUUUUUGUUUCAAACUUUUUCUAUAACUAUAUUGUUCUCUUCACGGUGCACAGUAUGGUUUUUGUUUGAAAGUGACAUUGUUAAAAAUUAUUGAAUCACAUCUAUGUUUUCUUUACAUGUUAUACCCUGUCCCUGCACAUGGCUGGGUGUUCAGGUAGGUAGAACCACUUAGGAGGAGGGUUAGAAAAUAAAAAACCCCAUCUUGGAUUCAACUAUUUUCAGAAUGUAGCGGAUUAUUUUGGUUUAUUUUCGAAAUUUUUUUUUUUUUUUUUUUUUUUAAUCGAGGUGUAACACGUAAAUUAUCUGUGUGCCCAAAGUUGAAUUUGCUUCAGCUGAUAUUUUUCCCAGGUGAAAUGAUUGGCAUUCAGUAUUGAAAUAUAUUUUUUUUAAAUGGUGACAAUCUAUUAUCAGUGAUGUUUUUUUACAGUUCACUUAAGGAAACAUUUUUGGACACUGCAGUGAGUAGUGGGUUUUCUGGAGGUGCACCUGGUUCUUUCAUUGGGCAAUUUCUAGCUUCACAGCUUUUCUGUAAAUAGAAUAAUAAAAUUCAGAGUUUUUUUAACACUACAGACAUUCUUCUAUUUACCCUGAAAAGAGUGUUUCAAAAUUUUUACUGGUUUCUGAGAAAUAACAGUUUAUAGGUUACAUUAGGUAGUCUGUGUAAUGAUGCUGCCGCCACCAUGUUGUUUUUUUUUUUUUUUUUUUGUGUAGCCAAGACUGUUUUCCAUUAGAUAUUGGCCUGAACCUGUUGUUGCACUCUACUGUUUACUUGAUACUAGCUGCAACAUGAUCCUGUGGUUCUCCAGAGAUCCUAAGGAAUACAGGCAAAAUUAAGAUGGAAAAAAGUAUUGAACUGGCUGUAACGUACUGGCAUUUAAACAUCCCUCUUUUAGAAAACGGCUUCAGCUAAGCUAUAGUCCUAAGCAUCUCUGGAGAACCACAGGAUGAAGUUGCAGCUAGUAUCAAGUAAACAAUAGUGUGGUGUCAACAAUCAGGGCAAUCUCGUAGAAAACAGUCUCAGCUACGCUAAUGUAACCAUGUCCCUUAGUUAUUACAAAACAUAUUCUAGUUAGAUAUGUGGAUGUAUACUGGCUCUUCUUAUAGUCAUAUUUAAGUUGAGUUAAAUAGUCAUAUUUGAGUUAAGAGUACUUCAUCAGAGGUUUGGGACACUGCCUAUGUUUAAUUUCUUGAAAUAUUAUUUCAUUUGAAUGUAACUGUCUUAACAUUUCACACUAGAUCAUUUUACUUAUCAGGAAUAAAGAAGUACUUUGCUGGUAGAUUGAAUAAAAGAAAAAAAUAAUAUUCUGAACAUAGUUUUUUUUGCAAUAAUUAGCUAUACAAUAAAUUACUGCAUAAAAGAUUAUGUUAACGAAAUUGCAUGAUCAAUAAUUUGUGAUGUAAAAUAACUUAAUGCAAUUUGUAUAGCUUUGAGGAUGCUAAGAUCAAGAAAUUUAACUUUCUUUUAAAUCAGAGGCCUCUAUAACAAACUUUUUUAAGUUUGAAUUAAUACUGGGACCAAUAAUUUUGGUAUAGUGCUUUAUAUUUGAAGUCGUGAUUUCUUUAUGUUGACAUUACAAAAUCCAACUAAUAUUAUGAAUGUGAAAGUUUGUGUGUGUUUGUGUGUAUGUUUAUCACUCAGUAAAUGCUGAUUGGAUUUUCAUGAAAUUUAGUAUAGAGUUACUUUAGGUCCUGAAGAGUACUUUUCAUCCCGGAAAAAUGUUCCUGUGGGAUAGUAACAGUAACAAAACGCAACCCUGCAAUUUUUGAUUGGAUUUUUUUCUGCAUUUUAGUGAAUUCAGUAGGUGUAUGUCCUGAAAUACAUAAAAGGCCAAGUAGAAAAAUAAAUUAGUUUGAACAUGACAAUGAUUUAAAUAUAAGCUUAUGUGUAUAAGUUUGUGUUAAAAAAAUGAUACAAUUUUAAAAAUAUGUAUCUACCUGUGCAAAGCUGGGUAUCGUAGCUAGUAAUAAUACAAAACACAUCCUUACCUCAGUCUUCCUACAGCACACCAGCCGUCAAUAAGACUGGUGGCAAGGUGAAAGAUUUGUAUUGACGCUGCAAAUUGGAAUAGUAGAAUCCAAAAAGGCAGCAGUGCCAAGAACUUUGAAGCUUGUACUUAGCAUGGUUAGAACAGGUACUGUUUGGAGUGGUGCAGUUUGACCCACAAAUAAUGUGGGUUGGUAUGACAUCAGGUCAUGGCAGUGGCGGAGAGGACCUGAAGUAUUUAAAAAAAAAAUCUAGGGAAAUAAAACUUAUUAUUUACUACAUAUUAGAUCUUCUGGCUAAAAUGGGAAUGAUAUCCCCUAAUACACGACUACAUCUUGUAUGUAAUAUAACUUCACACAAUAUUAUUUUAAUUGACACACUGACGAUGUAAAGAGGUGGUGGAACAGAAAACAAUUGCCUCCCCCAAGCAGAACCACAGCCGUGUUAAACCUGUUCGGAAGGCCCCAAAUUUGUGUAGUACUUAGAAGCACCAACAGAUGGCAGGCAUGUCAAGAAAGUAAGCACAGGUAUGCAAGUAGUUAAAAAUUUGACUGACAGGGUGUACAGUAUCGCGUGGAGAACCGCGCUCCACUCCCGGUAUUGUCAGGGGAAAUGGAGGGGGGGAAAGUUUGGCAUUAGACUGACAGGCUCAGACCGGGAAUGUUUGUGUGUGUUGGGGGGGGGGGGGGGAUGUUUACAAACUUAGCUGACCAUGCUUAAGGAACUUAGACGCAGGGCGAGCGGGGCAGAAACUAUUGACAGUGCUAGGAAUGCUGGCCACAGUAGCGUAGCGAGUUCCAGAUGUGUCAAGGGUGUCGGGACAGGAUACAGAUGUGUGAGAAGGUGUGUUCAAAGAUGUGCUAUCCAAGUCAUGAUGUGCGCGGCACGCUAUUUUAGAUGUGAGUGUACCACGUGUCUGAGAAGAGUCCUAUAUGAGCUAAGCCCAGUAGCAGCCUAGAGGAAAGACGUGGAGAAAAUACAAAUUAAACGAUCUUAAAGUAUUAGAAUUUAUUUAAAAAUUGCCUAAUGUUUCCCUUCAAAUUUAUAUCUUGUAAAAGUUUUAACUGAUUAAAUUUGAAAAAAAUAGUGUUCCCAUGACAUUAACUUAAAGUGACACACUAAAAUUAGCACAAAAUACAUUUACAUCACUGUAGAAAGCACAGGCGAUCCGAUCAGGUCACUAUCACAUUGAAAACAGUCUCGGCUAUGCUAGCAAAAAAAUAAAGCACAACAUGGCACUGGCCACAUCUUUGCUCUUGCUACCUAAUGUAACCUGUAAAGGGUAAUUUCUCAGAAACCAGUUGGAAUUUUAACCUCCUCAGUGGAUUUGGGCUGUAUACUGUACAUCACAAAUUUGGAAUGAUUCAGAGCCGAAAACGUAUUACACAUUAUAAAAAUAUGAUGUAAUGUUUUUUCACUAAUGUUGGUGGUCCUGUAUACACUUAUACUUGUAUCAUAUCUAUGACUUCGUUUGUUUACGAUUUAUAGUAUGUACAGUAUAAUGUACAUUUUCCCUCAAUUCAAAUCGAUAAAAGAAUGUUGUUUACAUCUGUCAUAUAAAAUAUGUUUAUAUUUACCACUAUUUUCUUUGAAUAACAUGUAAUAGCAAUUAAAUUUUACGUUACUAAUAGAAACAAUAUCAUUAUAUUAUUCUGAAUAAAAAAUACACAAAACACAAAUAUUCAGUAAAAAUUAUAAAAUAUGACAUAAAAAAUCACACAAUUUCGUAAAAUACCAUAAAAUGUGUGUGUGUGUGUGUGUGUGUGUGUAUAUAUAUAUAUAUAUAUAUAUAUAUAUAUAUUUAUUUAUGUGGAAUCAGGCCAAUUCUGUGAACAUUCAAAUGUUAAAACCUAAAAUUUACCUAAAUUCACAAACCUACAAAAAAAAAACUAUUUUCUUGUGUGAAAUUCAGUGAAGCAGUUUCUUUUCUGAUUUAUACAAAGAUGUACCAUACACUUUUUACAAUAGAAAUGGGUACGAAGCUUUCCACAAUUGACAUUUUUGCACCGUGUUGGUUCCUUUUUUCCAUCAUGUAGUGGCAAAUGAUCGACAUUGUCCAACUGAACAGUUCCCAACGGUCGCUGUUCCGUACGACCUUUGACAACUUUUGGAGCUGGAGGUGAUGCUGACUCUAUGGAUGGUCUUCCUCUUUUCUUGCAUGCUACCGUCUUUCCCACCUUUAUCAACUCCUCAGCCAACUGAAGACGGAAGUGAAGGAGAUCGAGCUGAUCCUUCUUUGGUGUGUUCACCUGAACACGCUUGUAUUCCAACCAUGAAUUGGUAAUUGCCAUAUCAAUGGCAUGAAAAAUAAGCCAGAGCGUCCAUUUUAUGGAACGAACAGUUAUUCGGUACAGACUUAUGAAUCUGUCAAACAAAUCCACGCCUCCCAUUGCUGCAUUGUAGCACUUGGUCACUUCUGGGCGAGUGAUGUUGACAUACUCUUUUGCUGCAGUAUCCCAUCUUUUUGCAGUGUCUGUUUCACCUAUGCCUACAAAGUUGGAGGCAAAUAUAACAGAUCUGUUGUCUAACCAUUUGGUUACAACUAUGUCACCAUCUUCACUUACAACUUCCUCACUAUGUCCUCGUUUCAUCUUCUUUUGUUUCAGGAUUUUGUCAUCAGUCAGUGGUGGGUUACAAAACCUGUUGAGGCGAACAGUACAUGCAGAAAAUAUAUUUCGACUUUUUAGGAUCUGUAAUAGGGGGUAAGAAGAAAAGUAAUUAUCAAAAUACAGGCAGUUGCCAGCAGUCAAUCGCUCCGAGAGUUUCAGCACCACAGCUGCUCCUAGUCCGAAUGAUUUCAAUUGUUCUUGAUCAAGCUCUGUAGACUUUCCUUGAUAAAGAAGAAAGUCACAACACAUCCCACUUUUCCCACACAAAACAAAGUUUUUAAUACCCCAUGGGCUGGGCUUUCCCUUUACGAAUUGUUUCACAGAGAUUUUACCAGUAAAAGGUAUCAUCUGUUCGUCAACUGCAACAUCUUGCUCUAGUUCCAACUCCCGACAUCUCUUUAGAACACUAUCAAACAAUGGACGCACUUUGUAAAAUACAUCUCUUUUGAUGUUGUUUUGUGAAGCAGCUUCCCAAUUGUCCACAAAAUGCAAAUUGUUGCGGAUCUGAAAAAAUCUUUUGCGAGAAACUUUCGUAUUAGAUACAAGCUCUAUGUUGAUUGUUGGGUCCCAAUAAAGCUCAGCUCGUGGAAGUUGGAGUGAGCCCAUUAGGAUAUGAAGAGCAAUCACAGACUCUAGUUCAUGAAUGGAGCAGUCCUUGAAUGUUUUGUUAUUUUGUAGGGCAUACAUUUGAGUAAAAUUGCAUGCAUCUUCUAACAGUGAAACUGGAACAUAUUUGCGAAAUAUGUGGAGUGGGGAGGGAAUAUCAUCCACAGGAGAGGGCGAAUUCCAUUCCGGGGUUGGUCUGCAUGUGUAAAUUUUUUUUGUCCAACGAAUUUCACUUUUAGGUGUAGUCACUGUGUUCAAAGAUUCUCUUACACUUUCCUCCACGACAGAUAAAUCUUCCACAGCUGUACAUUCUUCAAUAGCUGCAACGUCUUCAACACCUACUAAUUCUUCGCUGUUAUUUUGAUGGAUUUCUUCUUCAAAAUUUACCUGAUCAUUUUCAGAGUUCACUUCAGAGCCCACCCGAAAUCCCGCAUUAUAUAAUUCUUUGUCACACACAAGUUCUUCAUUGUCGCUCAAGUUUUCUAGAUCAGAAACAUUUCCAGAUUCAAUCAAGUCCAAUAUAUCACUUGUAAAUACAAUUUUACUGUAAGUGUGCUCCAUAGCACUCAUUAUUUACAACAAUGUAAUCGAAACAAGCUAUACAAAUCACUACAAAACAUACUCUACUGACAUGACCAUGUACACUAUACUGUACAUUAUUUUUCUUGACCUGUUAUUGUUGAAAAUAAUCAACUUUUCAGACACAAUUCAUUUUAUAUUCUCACAUCAAUACUUCUUUUGUGUGCAAAUAUAAGAUUUUUUGAAACAGAGACUAUAGCAACUACGUCACAUUCGUUUCUUUGAGCAUCUACAACAACGCAACACCAAACCGCCAAUUUUGAAACAACAAAUCAAAAUUCAUAGAUAUCAUCACAAACUAUAGACACCUACAUUACAUAUAUUAUAAGUGCAGUAAAGUGUACACUGACUUUCAAACAAUUUUCUGAGGGGUUUUGUAUUUCUUUGACCUAAUCACAAAUCUGUGUACAGUAUAAUGUACAUUCGCUUUAAAUUGUUUUCAAGCAGUCUUAUUAAUUUGCCACUGAGGAGGUUAAAAUGCUCUUUUGAGGGUAAAUAGAGGAACAUCUGUAGUGAUUAAAAGACAACAUUCAGAGUUGUAUUUUUUUUACGGAAAAGCCGCAAUGUUAGAAAUUUACCUUCCUAUUCAUCCAUUCGUCAGUGCUAUAUUAGCAUCUCACCACCUUCUGUUGUGUCUAACGACUUUGAUUUCUACAGGACGUUAAACUCAUCUACUCACUUUCCAAUUUUUACAGCAUUAGAAAAUAUUUUAACGCUAUGUGCCUUAAAGAAGGCAAAUUGUUAGUAAUAAACAUUUUUAACAACCUUUAAACUGUUUCAAGUUUCUAUCUCGUGCCCUUAUAUCUUGGCACUUAUUAAGGCUUGGGAGAUGCACACUGGUCCAUCUAGAUUCUUUUAGAUAUGAUUAAGUAGGGAGACUUCUAUAUGACUGUUCAGUACCACCUUGUACUUUUUAAUUCAAUUUAAUGGCCUGUGACCGUAUUAAGCCCACCUACUGAAUUAUUCCUCAGGUUGAAAGUGAAGCAUUGCAGUUACACACUAUAAUAAUCUCAUCCCCAUCUUCAAUGAUAAAGGUAACAUACGCUUGCCCUCACGGAAUUAGCCGAGCGGCCACCGACCUCUCUGGUCUGUGGGCUGCAGGAAGACAAUGGUUACGUAGGUGGUUUCUGAUCAAUCCAUUUACAUACCUGAUUGUUUGAGAUAGUUAAACCAAACUGCUUUUAUUUGAGUUUUCCUUAACUAUAAUAUUAGUAAUAUAUUGUCAAAACCUUGCCGUACUUUGUUUUAUAAUUGUUUUAUAUGUCGGUAUUGUGUUAAAAUAGUGCAACCAUGAGAGUUUUUAUUUAUAUUGUAUUACCUUCUAUAGCUUCUGCAUCUCUAGAAAUUAUGUUGUAAAGAAGCUUUCGGAUGAAAAAUGAAGAAAUUCCACAAAAUGUAACAUUGCAGUCAUCCUAGCAUAGAAUGAAACAUUUAAACUUAAUAAAACAAAUUUGGAGUUUCGCAAAGCUUGUUGAGAAGACAGAUCGUAUUCGCAACACUUGAACUAGAUUUUAAUGUAUUGUAUGUUGAUUUUAAUUCUUAUUUCAUCGAUGUUAAUUGUGUAUUGUUUGUCUGCAAUAUUCGACACACUUACUUCAUUAAGUUCACGAUUUAAAAUUCUAUAUUACCUGAAUGACUUUUUAGUUCUUAGCAGCUGUAUUUGUAUUUUUUUGAAAGCAUUUCAAAACACCAUAAAAUCUUUUUUUUUUUUUUUCUUGAUUUUGCAUUUAUUCAUCAUUAUUUUCCUGAGAGUAUUGUAGUUUUAAAGUUUACAACUUUUUACAUAAUUCUUCAACCAUCUGCAUAAGACAGUUAAUUUUUGAAUCAGAAUGUUAUUACUACUGCAAGAAAUGUCAUGUUGGACUUGAAUCGCUUAUUAUAAACAAGCACAUAAGUAUAGAAAUUUUUACUCAACUCUACUUUUCCAUUAAAAUAAAUAUAACAUAUAAAUUAUAAUAUUUGAUGUCUGUAAUUUCAUAACACUUGGUUAUGGAUAGUUUGGGCAUUAAUUGUAACUUGAUGGAUUGCUAAGUAGUGGCAAUGGAGGUUAUACAAUUCAAGAUGUAACAGGUUAGCAUAACAGCACAGGCAUAGAAAAUCACAUAGGUUGUGCCUAAAAGCUUAAAACAUUUUAUUAUAAUAAGUACCAUCUUAAUUUUUUAGCUGUAUUUGAGAAUUAAGUGACUUAAACAAAGCUUAAAUAAGUAGUUUUCAUAAUUGCAGUGAUGGGUCAAUCCACAUAAAAUGUUAUUAAAAACAUAAAAAUCUAUUAUUAUUAUUAUUAUUAUUAUAAUUAUUAUUUCCUAUCUGCUAGAGGUAGCAACAAAAUUAUUGGUAGAUUAUUACUAACUGGGACUGUUAACAAGUUUAUCAAAUAAUUUUAAAAAUGUUGACUUAUCAUCCAAGGAUUUUCUAAGAAGGUUAUAUUGGUUAUAUUACAUAAUGUUUCUUCUAAACUAUAUAAACUUGCUAAGCGGGAACACCUACUUAAGUGAGAACUCUGAUAAGGAUUUACUGUAAAUGCUUUAUGGUAAGAUUAUAAAAGAAAAGGGACGUAAGUGGCCCAUACAUGUACAAGCUCGGUUCGCGUGUUUGGCUCGGCCUACGAAGAAGGAAAUCUGCACGUAUGAGGGCUGUAACAAGCCAGACUUGGUGUUUGGGCGCUCUGAGCCCAGCUCAUUUGGACAGGGCCGUCGGCAUCGCUCGACUCGCUUCUGGCUUGCCAUUGGCUAAUGAGUGUGUGAGCUGGGAUCAGGUUUCAAUACGUGCUUCUUCCACACUUUCUCAGUCUAUGAUACAUCCCGACUUGUACCUUACUCUCUUUUUUAUGCUGCAAGUACUACAGUGUUUCCACACAUUAUCUUGUAUGGGAUAAUAUAUAGUUGACAACUGAUUUCUAUGGGUCAGGUUUUUAUGGGGAAAAGUUUGAACAGAUUUUCUGUUAGUGCAGAGGCCUCAUCUGCACAAGGAAAAAAUAUAUAUAUUCUCAACAGUGUCUUCACUUUUCAGAUUAUUAUGUUCACUCACCAUUCUUCAAAUUACAGUGAAAACACUGAUUCUUCAAUUGCACCUCCAUCAGAAAUUUACCUGUUGCAUCUUACAUCGGCCAUAAAUUCUGAGUUUGUUUCCACAAGUCCUAUGAAAAUAAGGCUUUGGCAUCAUUUGUAGUGCCUUCAUUAGAAGGUUUGUUACCACCCAAGCAACCAUCACAAUUGGGAAGGUUCCAUAAUGUGAUCAUAUUCCAUUCUUCUUGAGUGGUUGGAAUGGAAGAGCUGCAAGUAUGCAUAAUAAAAUUCAAAUUUGGUACGGGGUGCCCUGGGAGUUGCUGCUUACAUACAUUUUUUUUCUCCAUUCCCCAUUCUCAUACAUAAUGCCAUUACCUUGACAAUAUUCCUCGCCCAGAAGGGUCAGGUGGCCUGUUGAACCUCCUCCGUGUUAGGGAUUGGGGCUCGCAGUAGUUCCCCAUGAAUGAUGAAUAUCCAAUAAGUGCGAGUCAUUAGCCGUGUUGAUCAUGUCCCUGCCCUUUGUCAAUGAACCAGUUUCAAUUCUUUUUCUGAACCUUUAUAAAAAGUUUCCCUACAAGUUUUUUUAACAAAAGGAAUUUUUUUAUUUACUUAUAUAACCAGGAUCCAACUUUAGUAAAUGUAAUGAAAAAUUUUCUACAAUUCGCAGGAAUGUACUGAUUUUUAAGUUAGAAAACUAAUUUCCACAUGCAACUAAAAACUGAAGUAAGGCAUCAAAAAUAAAAAUGUAAAUGCUAGCAAAAGGCUGCUGGAAAUUAUAGUUUCGUAACUUCCACUAUGUAUUCAGGGACUUUUUUGAGACUUUCGGGACCCGUAGACUUCCUGUUUGUACACACUGCCCGUCACUGCUACCAGUUGAAUGGCUGAGUGACGUCUUCAGACUGGUGUGCAACAGCUUGCAAGCUGUUGAUAACCAUUGGAAAGAUGUAGAUAAGAUGUAGCAAGGUUUCCGUGGGUGAAACUCUCCCCCCUCUUCCCUUCCUAUUGUAGGCCCUUGCUGAGAUGUCUUGCCUAUAAACUCUUUGAUCUUCUGUGUCGUGCCAAGUUUGUCAUCUUUAAUGUCCUGUUCCAAUCCUUUGUCAUUGUGGCUCUCUGUGUCCUUUGCAUAGAACAAUGUCACAUUAGUCAAGAGAUUGGAGACUCAAAAGAAGAUUAGAAUAGGAUUUCAAAGAUGCAAAACCUGUCUCUACACAGGAGUUCAAAAGGUUAAGAAGUACGUAUACUCCAUUGAAGACAGAAAGAAAUUGAGUGAAAAUGAGAAAAUUAUAGUCUAGGCCCUAUUUCCUGUUACAACUUUAUUAUAUUGACAAUAUGCACUACAAAUUUGCCGGUAAGAUUUUUGCUUUAUCUAGUGUUAGGUUCAUAAUAAAAUAAAAUAAAAACCAUAUCCAGGAGGAUAAAUUAAUAAGGUGUAAGAACUGGUAAAUUUUUCAAUCACUCUUAAUUUAAUGACCCAUCUGCAUUUGGGACCCAGUUAUGUGUUAUUUAAAGUGUGUGGGUUCAUACAAAUGUAUUAGUCAAAUUGUAAUUUUUGGACUAUAUGUAUAAUUAGUUAAUAUGAUUACAUUAUUAUUCAUUAAUUAUUUACAAUACAGAAUAUAUUUAUGCAAGAAUAUUUUACUGUAAUAUCUUUAUAUUUACUUAAUUAUUGUUGUGAUUUUCAUGAAACAUUAUUUCUGUGGCAUUAUGUACUCGUGUUUUUUUUUUCUAACUUUAAGAAAAAAUUAUAAUGUAUUGCAUGUUUACUGUUUAUCCUUGAUUGUUCAAAUUUCAUAAUUAAAACUAGUUCAUACAUGGAAUGAAUUAAUAUGGAUCCUACUAUGAACAUUGUAACUAGAGCUGGGCGGGAUCACGAUUUUACAGGAAAAAACAGGAACGCAUCUUUCUGGAAACAUUUUAAAGUGCCAAAAUUGUUUUCAGCAAAAUAUUUAUAAUAAAAAAAAGUACUCCACUGUAUCCUAAGUUGAUGCAUGUACGCAAUUGCAAACACACCAUUUUCAGAAGUUCAUACUCAGUGUUUGUGUAAACAUGGUAAACAUGUAAGAAACAAUUAUUUGUUUGGUUCAUAACAUGUGCAGGUAUAGGGGAAAAGAAGUAAAUUUGGCUUUUUUGCUUAAAUUUUGUGGUUAUUAUAAAAUUAAAUGAAUUUAGACUUAUUUUAUGGUAUGUUGCGGUUUGUGAAAAAUACAUGCUUCUACAAAAUUAUAAUCGCAAGAUUUAGGCCUUCACAAUAAAUUACCUAUGUGAAAAUAGACAAAUUAUGCCUGAUCUUGUCCCAUUUCCUGCAGAAAAUGUUUUAUAAGCAAAAUUCUCUAUCCCACCUAGCUCUAAUCUUAACCAUGUCUGUUAUGAAUUAUGUUGAUUAAUCAUCAUUGAAAAUUGAAUCUUAGGGUUUAUUUAUGUGUUAUAAAUAUAAUAAUUUUAAAAAAUAUAUGUUUACACACAUUUUUAAUUUUUGUCAAGCAUUUAUGCAGUUAUGCUUUUAAUGUACAUUCUGUUUCAUGUACCUAUUGCAUGCAGCUUUUUCAAGGUUACCUAAUAAUGUAUUAUUUUUUAUAAUUUUAAGUGUCAUAAAGUAUCUGGGGUACAAUUAUGUGAGUAAUGAGUGAAAUAAUUUUAAAAUUAACGAUGUGCAGUGAAAAGCUAUCUGAUAAGUUCCUAUAUGUGUUGUGCAAAUCAUGGCUGAAUUAUUUGUUGUAUUAUUAUAACUUGAAUUUCAUGAACAGUAAAAAUUAUGUUAAUUGUUAUUGGCAGUAAAAUGUAUUUUUUUUUGUAAAUACAGCAAGCUAACAGUUAA